AACUCUGCGGGGCCCCGCACGAAAUUGGACGGCGCAUGCGCAGCGCGCUGGGGUCGAGGCGGUAUUUAGGGUCUGCGGACGCCCAGAAAAUUUUGACUGAGGUCGGUGCUAGUUGGCUGUGACUGCCCAUCACGACAUCAGCAGCGCCCCAUCCGUGAGUGGUCGUUUUGGUGAGUCGCUGCAGGCGGGAGGGAAGGACCAGCGAUGCUCGAGACAGCCAUAGGAAAGAGGAGCAAAAUCAACAAGACCUGUAUUCUCUGUGGCUGCGAACAAGUCAUAUAGCCGGAUUGAGCCUUAAUUUUUCCAGCUGGAACGUUGAGCUAACUGUUCAUAUCUAUUGAGCUGUUGAUGAGCUAGGCAGUAUUGUCAUAUGAAGUUGAACAUGGCAGAAGAAGAGGAUUACAUGUCAGAUUCCUUCAUUAAUGUUCAAGAAGACAUCAGACCAGGCGUGCCGAUGCUGAGGCAGAUCCGAGAGGCCCGUCGAAAAGAAGAAAAGCAGCAGGAAGCUAAUCUGAAAAACAGGCAGAAGAGUGUGAAAGAGGAAGAGCGGGAAAGACGUGACGUCGGGCUGAAGAAUGCACUAGGCUGUGAAAACAAGGGAUUCGCUUUGCUCCAAAAGAUGGGAUACAAGAGUGGCCAGGCUCUGGGCAAGAGCGGAGAUGGCAUUGUUGAACCAAUUCCUAUCAAUGUCAAAACAGGUAUAUAUAAUCUUCUUAUUAGUGUAUUAAGUAACAAUAACUUAGAUUGGUUUGCUUACUAUAGAAUAGGGACCUUACUAUACAACCCUUCUUUACUUAGGAUGCGACUGAAAAGUAAGCAGGAUGAGCUGAGGCUCGAAGGCGACCUGAGAAGGAGCCAGCGAGCUUGCCAGCAGCUGGACACCCAGAAGAAUAUUCAGGUUCCCAGGGAGGCAUGGUACUGGAUAAGGCCUGAAGAGGAGACCGAGGAAGAGGAAGAGGAGGAGCAGGAUGAAGAUGAAUACACGAGCGAGGAUUUGAGUGUGCUGGAGAAACUGCAGAUACUCACUGGCUACUUACGAGAAGAACAUCUGUAUUGCAUUUGGUGUGGGACAGCCUACGAAGAUAAAGAAGACCUAUCUUCAAAUUGCCCAGGACCAACCUCUGCAGAUCAUGACUGAGAUUGUUCCCAAUAAAGUAAAAACUAUUUAUGCCGGUGUGGAAAGAAG
This is a messenger RNA of Microtus ochrogaster (prairie vole), 1186 nucleotides long. RefSeq names its product G-patch domain containing 11 (gene Gpatch11). The coding region runs from base 371 to 1138 and encodes 255 amino acids. Gene Ontology annotation, cellular component: kinetochore. The transcript has 9 exons. Gene Ontology annotation, molecular function: nucleic acid binding. The record is from RefSeq and is a predicted model, not a curated record. Lineage: Eukaryota; Metazoa; Chordata; Mammalia; Rodentia; Cricetidae.